Messenger RNA from Rotaria sp. Silwood1, 228 nucleotides. NCBI's taxonomy places the organism in Eukaryota, Metazoa, Rotifera, Eurotatoria, Philodinida, Philodinidae. The record is from the annotation of a GenBank genome assembly.
AUGGUUGAGCUGUUUAUAACAGCUUCAUUAAAACGAUUUUCGGGCAGAGAAAAUUCGUUAACAAUUAACUCAAAUACUCUUACUAAUGAUGGAAUUAAAAAUGCUAAAGUACUUGAUAAAUUUCAAUUUGAACGUGUUGAAUGUUUUAGUGUUGAUCCUGAUACAACAAAUGAAAAAUAUGUAUUUAAUCGAACUGUUACAUUAAAAGAAGAUAAACGUGCAUCUUAA